Pseudomyrmex gracilis is the source of this 985-nucleotide messenger RNA. RefSeq names its product S-phase kinase-associated protein 1 (gene SkpA). Lineage: Eukaryota; Metazoa; Arthropoda; Insecta; Hymenoptera; Formicidae. Gene Ontology annotation, cellular component: nucleus; cytoplasm. The coding region runs from base 236 to 724 and encodes 162 amino acids. The record is from RefSeq and is a predicted model, not a curated record. Gene Ontology annotation, molecular function: cullin family protein binding. The transcript has 3 exons. Gene Ontology annotation, biological process: SCF-dependent proteasomal ubiquitin-dependent protein catabolic process.
CAUAUGGCCCUGGCCGCUCUCAGUUUUCUCUUUGGUGAAGGUCUUUAUCAGAACGCAGUCUGAAAAUCGUUCUAGAUCGAGAUUGUCAAGAGCCAUCAACUGUUAUUGAGAAAGAAAUUUAGAGGAGACAUAAACGAGAACAAGAGUCAGAGAGAGAAGCCUCCGUUUGGCUUUUGAAGAAAGACGAUAUCCUUAAAUAAUUAAUUGAUUGCAGGUGACUUUGGGAUUCAGAAAGAUGCCAAACAUAAAGUUACAAAGUUCUGAUGGUGAAGUAUUUGAUGUAGAUGUUGAAAUAGCAAAAUGUUCAGUUACCAUAAAGACUAUGCUUGAGGAUCUUGGUAUGGAUGAAGAUGAGGAAGAGGUUGUACCACUACCAAAUGUUAAUUCUGCUAUACUUCGUAAGGUCAUUCAGUGGGCAACAUACCACAAGGAUGAUCCUCCUCCACCAGAGGAUGAUGAAAAUAAAGAGAAACGUACUGAUGAUAUUAGUUCCUGGGAUGCAGACUUCUUGAAGGUAGAUCAAGGAACUCUCUUUGAAUUGAUUUUGGCAGCUAACUACUUAGAUAUCAAAGGGCUUUUGGAUGUCACGUGCAAAACUGUUGCUAAUAUGAUUAAAGGAAAAACACCGGAAGAAAUACGAAAAACAUUUAAUAUAAAAAAUGACUUUACUGCGUCAGAAGAGGAGCAAGUGCGCAAGGAAAACGAAUGGUGUGAGGAGAAGUAAAUAGGAUUGCAAGUUUUCCUAUUGGUCAUGCAAAUCACUUAAAUAUUAAUUCAUCAUUGAUUUAGAGAUCUUGAAUCUAUGCUAUUACUUUAAUAAAAAAUUUAUCCAUAGACAAUGCAGAAUAUAGAUUUUGGAAAGAAUAAUAAAGUAUCCAUAUGACUAAGAUAAAAUCAAAUAUAUACAUGUGUAAACAAGUUAUGUAUACCUUUCACAAGUCUUAUGUUAUUUAAUCAUCUAAAAAUAAAAAAAUUUUAAUUAUAA